AUGAUGGCUUGGGCACACCUGCACGGCUUGAAGGCCUCGCCGAAGGUGGACUUUUUCUCCCCCUCCGCUCCGCCAAGCCAGGGCUGCUGUGCCAGAGCGCUCGAGCCCAUUGCUUCCGGUGAGCUGCUGCUGGACCUUCCUUUGCAGGCCUGCUUGAGGCCGCUUCGUGCAGACCUUUGUCCAUCUUCUGAAGGCACAUUUCUCAUGGAUGAGCAGCAGAAGCUGAUGCUGCAGCUGCUACACGAGGUCUUGGUGAAGGCCGAGAAAUCAAGCUGGCUGCCAUACAUCCGCACGUUACCAAGCACUUUUCCGACACUGCCUUUGUGGUUUACGGAGGAGGAGAAGGAAUUCUUGAAGGGCACUUCAGUGGACACGCUGCUUCAGGGAGCUCACAUUGCCAGUGUCAAGGACUUGAAGGCCAUGCAAUCGUACUGCGAGCAGUUGGACAUUUUUACAUCCUCACCUUCUCUGGAUCAGUUGCGCUGGGCCGCCUCAGUUGUGGCUUCACGCGCUUUCGACUCGUCCACUGCUGGAGUAAUCCUAGCGCCAUUCGCCGACGCACUGAAUCAUUCCAGCGCUGCUCCCCACACCCGCAUGAGAGAUUGUGGCGAGCAGCUUUUGUUCCACGCAGAGCGGGACAUUUCUGCCGGGGAGGAGAUCUUCAACUGCUAUGGCAUGCAGGGCAACAUCCAAUGGCUCCUCAAUGGUGGAUUUCGGGACUGUUCGCGCCCAUGCGAUGAUCUUCUUGUCACACCGGCAGAUGUGGUGAGUUCAGCGCUGGCACAUAUGCACUUUUGCAAGGAUGAGACAGACGCAGCGGAAGAUGAGGAAGAUUUCCUGUGCGCGCGGUUGUCUCUCCUGCAGGAUUGUGGCAUUGGCAGGGGCUCCUUCUGCAUAUCUCCCACGGACAUCCUUCCUGACGACUUGGCGACGAUGCUGCUGGUCAUGUGCAUGACAGAUGCGGAGUUUGCCACGUACCGUCAACAAAGAGCAGGCGGUGCAGAUCCAGUGAUCGACCUUGGCGGCACGGAAGGCGAGGAGCUGCCAGAGACGCUGCUGGCAAACCUCUAUGGCUGCCUGCUGCGACUGGCACAGCUGCUUGAGCAGAAAUACGACACUUCCUUGGAGGAGGACCAGAGCAUGUUGCUUUCACUCGACGAGGAGGCCCAGGAGCCUUCCACAAAGCGGCUGUGUCGAUCACAGGUCCUUCCACGAGUCCCCGAUGGCGUACGACCUGACAAUGCCCGAAAUAUCCUUUGCCUGCGGAUCGGUCAGAAGCAGCUGCUCAGACAAUUGGCAGAACAGGCUGCCGACUGCUUCGCUGAUGCUGGCGAGACUGCAGCGAGCGACGAUGAAACUGUUUGCAUCGCAACGGCUGGAAAGGCCUUUGACUGUGUCGACCCAUUGCAGUCUGCAUGGCUGCCCAGCCGCGCGAGCAUGAAGUUGCUCCACAAAGAGUUCGAGAAGCUGUUGCGGCAUGUAGCACUAACUUUCAAGUUUUUCCAUGCUGCGCUUACUUUCCAUCCAGUCGCAAUGGAGCUGUGGCCAUCAGCUCGUUGCACCGGUGCAGGCCUCUGCAGGCCUCUUUGCUCUCCUGCUCCCGUCCACUCGAAGCCCGCGAAGGGCGACCUGGACCCUGGCACGGCCCUUGCGCUCUGCUUGGCUGUUCGAGCCGGGUCACUCUGCAGGAGAAGGCACGGACUGGCCCGUCGAGCCGGCGCACCCUGGGACGGCUUGUUCGGGAACACGCAGAAGGUUGUGAUUCCCAACAGCACGAGAGAGGUUUUAGACCAGCUCAAGGCCAGCAUGGGCAUUCUGGUUAAAUCCGGUCUACCACGGGCUGAUGUGGACUUGCCAGCGGGCCUUCGGCUUGGCUUGGAGAACGUCAUGGACCCCCUGAUUCAGCCUGCGCCAGAGCCAUCGAAAGCGCAAGUUCUUCAGGCAGACCGCGAACUUGCCCGAGUCUUCCUGGCCAUGUUCAAGGUGGUCAAAGACAGCCUGAGCAUCGUCUUCCGCACCAACAAGCAAGCUGCCGCUGCAAAGAAACUCUGGGGAGAUGCUGUCGGCAGAGCUCGAGUUGUCUCCAUGCCACGAAGUGGCGCGCAAAAGACAGCUUUCUCAAGUUCUGAUGAAGGGGAGAUGAGCAGCGCUUUCAUCCAGUCCCUGAAGGACAUGCGUGGUGGCUUUGUGGUCGUCGUGGCCCCACGAAGACCACAGCUGGCAGCAGUAGCACGCGCUGCCGAGGAGGUUGACAGCAAGAUGGGCUUCAUUCUUCUCAAUUCUCGCCUUCGUGGAGUUCGGAAAGAUCCGCUGCGCGAGGAGGUUUCCGACGGUUUCAACCCAGCCUUUCACAUUCGACUCUGUGGAAGAGAGGGAGAAGGCUUAGUCUACAGAGCCUUGCAGGAUGGUAGCUCACCUUGGAUUCUUGCACGUCGGAAACUCCCAAGCACAAUCGCAACGGAGGUCGGACGAAGCUUCGACGAGCCUUCAGACGAGCGGAUCAAUGAGUUGUUCCCAAGCCGAGCGUGA
This is a messenger RNA of Symbiodinium sp. CCMP2456, 2529 nucleotides long. The record is from the annotation of a GenBank genome assembly. Lineage: Eukaryota; Dinophyceae; Suessiales; Symbiodiniaceae.